Acaulospora colombiana is the source of this 2427-nucleotide messenger RNA. Lineage: Eukaryota; Fungi; Glomeromycota; Glomeromycetes; Diversisporales; Acaulosporaceae. The record is from the annotation of a GenBank genome assembly.
CUCUUACCACAAGACAUCGUUCUGGAAUUAUCUUGGAAUGAUGAUAAUUCUAAUUCUCACACAGCGUACGCUGGAUGGUCGGGACGUUCUUCCAAUAAACCGGAUGUUAUCGAGAUUGAUCCACAAUUCGGAACGGCCAUUAACCUAUACGACGGCCAAAAGAUACUGAUGGGGUUAUAUGAUACGGCGACCGAGGCUAGAACCGUAAGCGUUGAACCGUGCACUGUUGAUGACUGGGAGAUUGUGGAACGUCGGGCCGAUUAUUUGGAGGGUCAUUUCAUUCAGCAGCAACGCGUUGUCUAUCCCAACCAAAUAGUCGUUCUCUGGAUCAAUUCAAAUCUAACGCGGUUAAAAAUAGUGGAAAUAAGUCCCAAGAGUAAUUGCGCGAAGUUAAGCGAGAAUUCGGAGAUAAUCGUUACGCCGAAACCAAGAAAAAUCUUAAAUAGUAUUCUCAAAUCACCAGAAACGAAAGACACCUCUCACGUGUAUUGUUUGCGCUUACUACCAGCAGAAUUUCUUUCGGAUGGUCUUAUUCAGUCGGAUGCGAACUUAUUGCCUCCGCACAGGCGCAAAGACUCGGAGGAGAAAUCCGACAACGGAGACAAAAAUAGCGCGUCAGCAGCGCUCUAUGUUAAGGUUUUGGAGAAUCCAAACGUAAUUCUUGGACAUGUAGUACUUUGCAAUUCUAUAAUGGAUUCUUUGGAUGCCGAAAAAUUUGACAUCAUUCGAUUAUCGCACCCACAAUCAAAUCCAUCCCAAGUGUCCAACAUAACGAUUCAUCUCAUAUCGAGCCCUUUUCAAUCCACUUCCUUGAAACAUAAUAAUGGAGUCAGUCUAGCAGAUGUAUCAGAGGAGGACUCAUUUCGAAACGCGUUGAUGACCUCAUUCAAAGCCUGGAUCGAGAGAUUGUCUGAUUCUUCGGAAAUAGUUUUGACAAAUAGAAUGAAAUUAUCUCUUAAAGUUAACGAGAUAAAUAUAGUAGUGACCUUUGGUGGGAAUGAAAAUGCGAGUCAAAACGAUGUCCAUCAUGGACGAAUCGAUUCAUCAGACGAAUUUACGAUAUUGAUGAAGAGACAAUUAUUGAAUGUUGAAAUUGAAAUUGGUGAAAAUGUUUCAAUGCCAGAUCACAAGAUUCUAAAACAGCCUUCCGUGGGAAGUCUGCCGCUGCUAGGUGGUGUUGAAAAAUUGAUACGAAGGUUACAAGAUUACACGAGAUAUUGUAUAGGAAAGGUUUCUCUGCGGAAUUCCCUGAGUGUUCCAGCACAGCAACAGACAUCGGUUCACGCGUUUCUCAUUACAAGUCACUUGUUUAGCGAAGUUGCACAGCUGAAUUCUCCAACAAAGUCGGAGAGAUGUGACAUAUUGAAAGCGAUAAUGUCUUCCGGUCCAGAAUUGGCUCAAAAGAGUGUACCUCAUGUUGACCUGCUUUCGGUUGCGAGCGACUGUGAGGGUUAUCUGGCUGCUGAUCUUAAAGUACUUGUAGAACGUGCAAUACACGAAGGGGCAAUCAGGCAAUUGCAGGGAAAUGUAGAUGGAUCUGAAUUCUUGUUAACGCAGGAAGAUUUUCACCAUGCUCGAAAAGGUUUCGUGCCUUUUUCGCUGAGAGAUGUCAAAUUACAUACCUCGGACGUUAAUUGGACUGACAUAGGAGGCCUUGAUGAAACUCGAAAAGUUUUGUUGGAAACUUUGGAAUGGCCUACAAAAUACGCGUCCAUCUUUGCCAAUUGCCCUCUCAGAUUACGAUCAGGAGGACAUGAUAGUACUGGCGUGACCGACAGAGUGGUCAAUCAAAUGUUGACUCAGAUGGACGGUGCCGAAGGGCUCGACGGAGUUUAUGUUCUUGCCGCUACCAGUCGACCCGACCUCAUAGAUCCAGCAUUAUUAAGGCCUGGGCGCUUAGAUAAGUCGUUAUUUUGCAAUAUGCCCACUUCUCGGGAAAGACUUGAGAUAUUGAUGGCCCUUUCGCGAAAAGUAGAUUUAGGUGAAGACGUAGACCUAAACUACUAUGCCAAAAGGUGCCAAGGAUAUUCGGGAGCAGAUCUGCAAGCCUUACUAUAUAACGCACAUCUUGAAGCGAUUCACGAAACAAUUGAUGCCGAAAAGUCUAUUGAAAAGGUGUCAAGUUCUGAAGAUAGUGAAUUGCAAUUUACAUCCUUUAAUAUGAAUUCUAAAAAGACGAUUACAAAUUUCACGGCCGCAGAGAGAACUCAAACGAUGAAAAGACUUUCGCUCAUCAAGAAAGGAUUUACUCAAAAGGAGGUUAUCAAGACAGAUUAUGAAAGCCAAAAUUUUUCGCAAAAAAAACCCAAGCGUUGUGCAUCUACAGAUAUAACGAAUUUAUUACUGGAAGAAAUGGAAAAAUGCCUAGCGGAAUUUCAAGUCAUGAAAUUGGCCAGAGGUCUACUUUAUGCUAAGAUAAAAGCAUGA